Messenger RNA from Temnothorax curvispinosus, 1842 nucleotides. RefSeq names its product fatty acid synthase-like. Gene Ontology annotation, biological process: fatty acid biosynthetic process. Gene Ontology annotation, molecular function: fatty acid synthase activity. The record is from RefSeq and is a predicted model, not a curated record. The annotation marks the transcript as partial. The transcript is spliced from 5 exons. NCBI's taxonomy places the organism in Eukaryota, Metazoa, Arthropoda, Insecta, Hymenoptera, Formicidae.
ACUCUUCGAGGUGCAAAAAAUCUGGUUUUGACAUCACGAACCGAGAUUAAAACAGGUUAUCAGCAAUCAAGAGUAAACCUAUGGCGAUCUUACGGCGUAAAUGUACAGAUCGUUACAAUCGAUGUUAAUUUGAAACAUGAAGAUUGUGAAUCUAUAUUAAAAAUUGCUGAGGAAAGAGCACCAGUAGACGCUAUAUUUAAUCUUGCAGUUGUUUUAAAAGAUUGUAUAUUUCAAAAUCAAUCACCGCAUACGUUCGAGGAUUCAUUCAAAUCAAAAGCAUGGAUGACGAAGAAAAUGGAUGAAUUGUCGAGAAUAAUCUGUCCACAACUUCGACAUUUUGUCGUUUUUUCCUCCGUCUCGUGUGGAAGAGGAAACGCAGGUCAGACAAAUUAUGGGAUGGCUAAUUCCGUAAUGGAGAGAAUCUGUGAGAAGAGGAUGGAAGAAGGAUUACACGGUUUAGCGAUACAAUGGGGUGCCAUUGGUGACGUUGGACUCGUAGCAGAUAUGCAAGAAGAAAAUAAAGAAUUGGUUAUUGGAGGUACAUUGCAACAACGAAUAACCUCUUGUUUGAAUACGUUAGAAGUAUUCUUGCUCCAAGACCACCCUGUCGUAAGCAGUAUGGUUGUUGCUGAAAAAGGUGCAAAUAUCAGUGGAUCAAUGAAUGUUUAUGAAACAAUUGUUCAUAUCAUGGGAUUGAAAAAUGUAAACACAAUAGCACAAAACAUAUCUCUGGCCGAGAUGGGUAUGGAUUCAAUGAUGGCAGUAGAAAUUAAGCAGACAUUAGAAAGAGAGUUCGAUGUCUUUUUGACGGCGCAAGAUAUCCGAAAUCUUACUUUCGCUAAACUCAAACAAAUGACAGAUACAACCGAGCUGAGAACAACGAACGACAUAAAUAAAAUUGAUACAAAUAAUAAGGAAGGUUUGGACAUGCUGAUUCGAAAAAUAACCAACUCAGACUUUGUUCCAAAUAUUCUUGUAGAACUUGCUACAAAAAAGGAGGUUGAUGGGGACUAUGUAUUUCUCAUACCAGGAAUCGAAGGAUGUUCAAGCGUAUAUAAAUCCAUAGCAUCAGGAAUUAAAUAUUCAACAACGUGUUUGCAACAUAAUACACUUAAUAUUCAAAGUUCAGGUCAAAGUCAUUCAGUGAUGAAGUUAGCCGCUUAUUUACUGCCUCACAUAUUAAAGAAAAUGAGAAAUCAAAAGGAAUUUUUAAUAGUGGGUUAUUCAUUUGGAUCCUUAAUUGCCAUCGAAUUAGCAAGAUUAUUAGAAGCUAAUGAUUUCUCAGGACGGUUAAUAUUGAUAGAUGGAGCCCCUGAUCAAAUGAAAUUUUGGCUUAAUCAAUAUUUUAGCUGCAUUUCUCAACAUGAAUUAGAAAAUAUAAUAUUACUUUCUGUGUUGGAAAUGUACACUGCAGUUAACCAAGAAAUGCUUGUUUUAGAGCUGGAUAAAUGUAACACAUGGGAAGAGAAAUUAGAAAUAUUCCACGUUUACUUUCCGAAAGAGUUAAAUGCCUUGACCACUAAAAAUCAAAAAGUUGGGUGUUCGACAAUAUACAAUCAUAUAAUCGCUAUACAGAAUUAUGAUGUAUCUUCAUUACCACGCCUUAAAUCAUCUAUAACAUUGUUGAAACCUACUCUCCCAAUGAUCUCUUUUACUGAAGAGGAUUAUGGUUUACAUAAGAUUACCGAAGGUGAAGUGCAAAUUCAUUACGUGGAAGGUACUCACGUCACAAUGAUGGACAACGUUAAAAUUAUAUCAGCUAUUAAUGAAGAAUGGGUGGAAGAAUAAUAUGUUUAUAUUUGAAUAUAAUUGCAUAUACGUUUUAAUAUACAUAUAUAAAAU